AUGGAUCUAUCAAACCAACAAAUUGUUGAUUGUCCAAGCUUCAAGCUCGUAAUCGUAGGCGAUGGCGGUACUGGUAAAACAACUUUUCUCAAAAGGCAUCUGAAUGGCGAAUUCGAUAGAAAAUACGAACCUACUAUUAGUGUGGAGGUUCAUCCAUUAGACUUCUUCACGAAUUACGGAAAAAUUCGAUUUAAUUGUUGGGAUACAGUUGGACAAGAGAAUUUUGGAGGUGUUCGUGAUAAUUACUACAUUCAUGGCCAAUGUGCAAUUAUCAUGUUUGAUUUUACAGUCCGCCUGAGCUACAUGAAUGUACCUACAUGGCAUCGCGAUCUUUUUAAGUUUUGUGAAAAUAUCCCUUUUGUUCUUUGCGGAAACAAAAUUGAUAUCAAACACAAACAGGUUAAGGCGAAGGAGAUUAACUUCUACCGGAGGAAGAAAAAUUGGCCGUAUUAUGAGAUCUCGGCGAAGAGUAAUUAUAAUUUAGAGUUGCCUUUUUUAUUCUUAGCUAGAAAGCUUGUUGGGGUCGAUAAUCUUCAUUUUGUGGAGUCGCCUGCACUUGCUCCGCCGGAAGUGAUUUUUGAUUUAGAUACGGAGAAAUGGCGGGAAAUAGAGUUUUUGAAUUGCAUUGGUAAACUGCCACUUCCGGAUGAGGAUGAUGAUUUAGCCGAUGAUCUACGCGGCUUUGAUGAAUAG
This is a messenger RNA of Solanum verrucosum, 693 nucleotides long. RefSeq names its product GTP-binding nuclear protein Ran1B-like. The record is from RefSeq and is a predicted model, not a curated record. Lineage: Eukaryota; Viridiplantae; Streptophyta; Magnoliopsida; Solanales; Solanaceae. The coding region runs from base 1 to 693 and encodes 230 amino acids. Gene Ontology annotation, molecular function: GTPase activity; GTP binding. Gene Ontology annotation, biological process: ribosomal subunit export from nucleus; protein import into nucleus. The transcript has a single exon. Gene Ontology annotation, cellular component: cytoplasm; nucleus.